UCGAUGAAUCUAGAAGUUUGUUCUAAGAAAACAUGGAAGUUUUCAAGAAUGUGAUAGAGGGAGAUGACAAGCUGAUCUCUUACAUCCCUGGAAUGGAGCUAAGAUCUCCACUCUUCAUGCACGAUGGAGAAUUCCAGAAAGUCAGGGAAGAGCAGUCAUUGCAUCUCUCCAAGAGGAUCACACGGGAUUCUUGGUUUCUGAUAAACUCUGUCCAUGACAUCGAGCUGCGAGUUUUUGAAGCGAUGAGGGAAGGAUUCGAGGCGAAUUUUGUGCCUGUUGGACCAUUGUUUCCUCUCAAGGGAGAAGCCAUCAAUUCAACUGGAUUGAAAGAGCAUCUCCUUCAUGACUGCUAAGCAAUUCGAGGAGAUCGCACUGGGAUUGGAGGCACCUUUCCUCUAAGUGAUAUGAUCAAACUCUGUUUUUGGUAAUGC
Molecule: messenger RNA, 431 nt
Organism: Selaginella moellendorffii
Lineage: Eukaryota; Viridiplantae; Streptophyta; Lycopodiopsida; Selaginellales; Selaginellaceae
Exons: 2
Coding region: 33-353 (106 amino acids)
Source: RefSeq, a predicted model, not a curated record